AUGCUCAAGAAAUUCUUCCGACGUCAUUGCGUUGUGGCAAAAAUUCUGCCGAACUUUGAAGCGGUCCUUUUUAUCGAUGCCGAUAUUGGAGUCGUCAAUCCGAAAAGGUUUCUUUUCACUUUCUUGAAAAGUCAACUAACAAGAAAAAAAACUUUUUUUGACUUCAAUUUAUGAGAAAAUCAAAACAUUUUCGAGCCGUUUGAUUAAUAAGCUAUUAUCAUUUGACAAGAAAGAGGGUUUCAGACGAAUUGAAGAAUACAUGGAUAGCAAUUUCGACGUGGUUUUUUAUGAUCGAUUCUAUAAUUGGGAAAUCACAGCGGGUUCAUACAUUGUCCGGAAUACUUCGUUUGCUGUAAAGUUUUUAGAGAGUUGGUCGAUUUUAUCGCAAUUAAAAAAUUCAAGAUAUUUCAGAUUUUGCCAAGUUUGAAACCAGACUUCCUGAAAGCUUUCAUGGAACCGACAAUGGCGGUUUGCAUGUAGAAACACGAAAAAUGACUCUUUUUUUAUUCGGAGUUUCAGCUCUACGUAGCAGAAGUUUUGUAUCCAAGUCACCCAAGGAUCAAAAAAUGUGAACAAGUCUACCAGAGAUCGGCCAACUACGACGACUUGUUCUCAUUCGAGGCGUGCAUCCGCUCGAUUCUGGGUCCUAAAACGGAUUUUGACAGAAUUCGCAUAAUGCACAAGGCAAGAAGAACUUUCUCAUUUCUGAAAUAUAAUUGAAAUUUGAGGGAACCGGAUGGUCGCGAGACAAUUGGUUGACCAACAGUCUAUGGAAUGCCGAGCGAGACUUCAUGAUUCACGGCUGGAAGACAAACCAAUACUUAAGAACUCCGAUGGAUCCUGGGUGAGCCUGAGAACUCCCUAGAAAGAACUUCCUGAUUAUCUUUCAGCAUAAUUGAGAGUUCUAGAGGAGCUUGGUACAAUCCACUUGUGGGCCCAAUAAUGCUGGAGAAAUGCUCGCCCAGGUGUUUCGGUUUUAUUUCAAAUUAAAGCAUCUUGUUCAGCAACUCUUCGUGGGACUACGAUCCUCGGCUGAUCACCCCAACUUCAAGAAUCAAGAAAAAACUCGACGACUUCGAACGGGAAAUCGACAAAAGUCAAAUACUUAGUCUAGCACGAAUAUCGAAAUUUUUGUAA
Messenger RNA from Caenorhabditis auriculariae, 1137 nucleotides. Lineage: Eukaryota; Metazoa; Nematoda; Chromadorea; Rhabditida; Rhabditidae. The record is from the annotation of a GenBank genome assembly.